AUGUCUUCCCAAAGCAGAGAAUUGGAAAUUUUGGGUGAUAAAGAAUCAUCACAAGAACCACAAACAACAUCAUCUAAAACUGAUAACAAACGUAAAAACAAAACUGAGGAAAAAAAAGGUGUAUUUCGAUCUGAAUGGUUAAAUGAAUUUCCUUUUUUAAAAGAAUAUAAACCAGAUAAAACUCGAGUGACAUGCAUGGCAUGUAAUAAUCAAUUCAGUGUGCAUUAUGGUGGUAAAAGUGAUGUUCUUCAACAUUCAAAAAAUAAGCAGCAUUUAAAAAAUAUGCUGACAUUUAGUCUUGAUCGUCAAUUAAUUACUAAAACAAUGAAACCAAAUCGUGAAAAAGAUGAAGUUGCUGCUGCAGAAGCUACUCUUGUUUAUCAUGCGGUUCGUCAUGGUAUUUCAUAUCUUGCUCAACAAUGCACAAAUGACGUAUUAAGAAUUUUAUUUGGUACAUCAUCUAUUGCUAAAUCGAUUGCAUGUGGUAAAACAAAAGCAGCUGCUAUUGCAACUGAUGUUUUAGCACCAUAUUUUACAGAUCUUGUUUUAAAAGAGAUUCAAAAUGCUUUUUACUAUUCUUUUUCAUUUGAUGCAAGUAAUAAUGGUAAUUUAAAAUUUUUUCCGUUUUGUGUACAAUACUUUUCAGAUCUUGGAGUAAAGAAAGUAAUUCUUGACUUUAUUGAUGAUCCAAAUGAAUCUGCAAUUGAUAUUCAUCGAAAUGCGAGACAAAUUUUGGACAAAUAUCAGUUAGAUAUACAAGGUUUAACAACUGUUGGAGCUGAUAAUGCGAACGUCAAUAUGGGAGAACAUCAUAGUGUGUUUUCAUUAUUUCGUGAAGAAAAACCAAACGUAUUAAAAGGAUCUUGUUUUAAUCAUAUUUUACACAAUGGUGUCAAACAUGGACAUAAAUUGUUAACUAUUGACAUAGAAAAAAAUUUACUAAGUAUUUACACUCAUUUUUCUCGAUCAGCUAAACGAAUAGCUGAACUAAAGUCAUAUUAUCAAUUUUAUGAACAAGAUUAUAUGGUAAUCUUGAAGCAUAUAAAACUUCGUUGGUUAACAUUAUAUACGUCGAUUAACAGAUUAUUGGAAGUUUUUACACCUGUUAAAGAUUAUUUUCUAGCUCUUGAAACAGAAAAUUGUCCAAAAGAACUUCAAGAUUUUUUUUCAAAUGAAGAAGGUCAUUGUGUUCUUAAUUUUUUAGAAAAUAUCCUUCGGAUUAUUCAAAAAUCAAAUUUAAAGUUACAAAGACAUUAUUUAGCCGCUGUUAGUUUACAUCAAAUUAUAAGUGAAUUGAAAUUCAAUUUACAACAACGAAUAAAUUCAUCAUUUUUUGGUGCAAGUUGCAAAUUAAAGUUGUCUCGAUUACCUACAAGUACAGCUGAUAAAUUAAAAGCUUCAUUUAUUCGAUUUAUUGAACGAGUUAUUGAAUAUAUUGAUGAAUUUUAUUUAUUAAAAAAGAAGGACAAAAAUGGAAAUAUAAUAAAGUCUGAGCGUAUUCCUCCAUCGAUUUUAUACGAAGCUAUAAGUCCAUUUGGUUCAUCAACAAUUAAUGAUAUUCAAUGGGAUCAUAUCACGAAAUGUAUUGAACUAUUUCAAAUAGAAAAUUUAAAUGAAGACGAUUUGUUUAAUGAAUUUACUGAUAUUCAAGUAAUAUUUAAGUCUAUCCAAGAAAAAAAUAUUCCAUUAUACAAACAAAUUCAAACAUAUAUUGAUCAUAAAAAUAAUCGAUCAGCAGCAGCUAUAACAAAAACCUCAUCAAUUAUACAAAUUGAAGAAGAACAAGAAGAUAACAGUAGUGAUGAUUGUGAUGAUCCAGACGAAAGCGUUUCAACAGAAAAAAUUAGGCCAGAUCAAUUAUGGGCGAUGCUUUUAUCUGUUAAACCGACACCUUCUCCUAAUUUACAUAAAUUCAUUUGCUUUUUAUUCUCAAUUCCAUGUAGUAAUGCAUACGUUGAAAGUGUUUUUUCAAUUAUGAAACACUUAAAUGAUGAUAAACGAAAUCGUAUGUCAACAGAACUUAUUCGAGCCGAAUUACAAAUUCGACUGAACUCUUCAUUACGUUGUAGAGAAGUUUAUGAAUAUUUUUUGUCAAAAUCAGAAUUAUUAAAACUUGUUCAAUCAAGUGAAAAAUAUCUAUUAAAAAAACAACGUAUUAAUUAA
Molecule: messenger RNA, 2163 nt
Organism: Rotaria sp. Silwood2
Lineage: Eukaryota; Metazoa; Rotifera; Eurotatoria; Philodinida; Philodinidae
Source: the annotation of a GenBank genome assembly